AGACAAGUUCCGCCCACGUGAAAGAUGGCGUUUGUAGUGACAACCAUCCCAGUUGCCCUUUCCCUUCUCUGCGGGAGUGGUGCCUAGACCGUCCAGGGAGAGUGUUGCUAGGGAGUUAUUGCAAGCGUUUGGAUAAUGUGAGACCUGGGAUGCAGGGAUGUCGACUAUCUGCCCCCCACCAUCUCCUGCUGUUGCCAAGACAGAGAUUGCUUUCAGUGGUGAAUCACCCUUGUUGGCGGCUACCUUUGCUUACUGGGAUAAUAUUCUUGGUCCUAGAGUAAGGCACAUUUGGGCUCCAAAGACAGACCAAGUACUUCUCAGUGAUGGAGAAAUAACUUUUCUUGCCAACCACACUCUUAAUGGAGAAAUUCUUCGAAAUGCAGAGAGUGGGGCUAUAGAUGUAAAGUUUUUUGUCUUAUCUGAAAAAGGCGUAAUUAUUGUCUCAUUAAUCUUCGAUGGAAACUGGAACGGAGAUCGGAGCACGUAUGGACUAUCAAUUAUACUUCCGCAAACCGAGCUUAGUUUCUACCUCCCACUUCACAGAGUGUGUGUUGACAGGUUAACACACAUUAUUCGGAAAGGAAGGAUAUGGAUGCAUAAGGAAAGACAAGAAAAUGUCCAGAAAAUUGUCUUGGAAGGCACAGAGAGGAUGGAAGAUCAGGGUCAGAGUAUCAUUCCUAUGCUUACUGGGGAAGUCAUUCCUGUAAUGGAGCUGCUUGCAUCUAUGAAAUCACACAGUGUUCCUGAAGACAUUGAUAUAGCUGAUACAGUACUCAAUGAUGAUGACAUUGGUGACAGCUGUCAUGAAGGCUUUCUUCUCAAUGCCAUAAGCUCACAUCUGCAGACCUGUGGCUGUUCUGUCGUAGUAGGCAGCAGUGCAGAGAAAGUAAAUAAGAUAGUAAGAACACUGUGCCUUUUUCUGACACCAGCAGAGAGGAAAUGCUCCAGGCUAUGUGAUGCAGAAUCAUCCUUUAAAUACGAAUCGGGGCUCUUUGUCCAAGGCUUGUUAAAGGAUGCAACGGGCAGUUUUGUACUACCCUUCCGGCAAGUUAUGUAUGCCCCAUAUCCCACCACGCAUAUUGACGUGGAUGUCAACACUGUCAAGCAGAUGCCACCGUGUCAUGAACAUAUUUAUAACCAGCGCAGAUACAUGAGGUCAGAGCUGGCAGCCUUCUGGAGGGCAACUUCAGAAGAGGACAUGGCCCAGGAUACCAUCAUCUACACAGAUGAGAGCUUCACUCCUGAUUUGAAUAUUUUCCAAGAUGUCUUACACAGGGACACUCUCGUGAAAGCCUUCCUGGAUCAGGUCUUCUAUUUGAAGCCUGGCCUGUCUCUCAGGAGUACUUUCCUAGCACAGUUCCUCCUCAUUCUUCACAGGAAAGCCUUGACACUAAUCAAAUACAUAGAGGAUGAUACGCAGAAGGGGAAAAAGCCCUUUAAGUCUCUUCGGAACCUGAAGAUAGAUCUUGACUUAACAGCAGAGGGCGAUCUUAACAUAAUAAUGGCUCUAGCUGAGAAAAUUAAGCCAGGCCUACACUCAUUCAUCUUUGGGAGACCUUUCUAUACUAGUGUACAAGAACGUGAUGUUCUAAUGACAUUUUAAACGUGUGGUUUGCUGUGUCUCUCUCUUCACAGUCACACCUGCUGUUACAGUGUCUCAGCAGUGUGGACACGUCCUUCCUCCCAGGUCCUGCUGCAGGACAGGGUACACUACACUUGUCAGUAGAGGUCUGUACUGGAAGUCAGGUGCAUCUGACAGUGAAUGUGUCUUUUCCUAGAAUAGAUGUACUCUCUUAGGGCCUUAUGUUUACAGUUAUCCUAAGUACUAUUGCUGUCUUCUAAAGAUAUGAAUGAUGGGAUAUACACUUGACCAUAACUGCUGGUUGGUUUGUUGUUUGUUUGUUUUGAAACUCAUGAUUCAUGGUUUACAUGUAUCACACUGAAACCCUAGUUAGCUUUUACAGGUAAAGUGUGAGUUGGCUUCUUCCUGUCCCUCUGUGUUCUGUGGUGUGUACAAUCUGUGGUAUGUAGAAUCACUUCUGCCACAACUAAAAACUAGAGCAUUUCAAGUUUGCAAUUCCACAGAAAGGAACUUAGUGUGACUACAGAUUAGUUCUUGAAAGAAGACACUGAUAGAGCAGAGUUCUAGGUGAAGUCAGCUGUUAGAUCCUCCUUUAGAGACUUAGUCCUUCAGAUUCAGUCUGUAUAGAAAUGCCGAAGAGUCAUGCAUGGGCCCUGAAGAUGGUGAACCAUGGUAUGCUUUUUGUUGGUUUAUUAUAGUUCUGUCAAAGAAAGUGGCAUUUGUUUUUAUAAUUGUUGCCAACUUUUAAGGUUAAUUUUCAUUAUUUUUGAGCCAAAUUAAAAUGUGCACCU
Molecule: messenger RNA, 2373 nt
Organism: Mastomys coucha (southern multimammate mouse)
Lineage: Eukaryota; Metazoa; Chordata; Mammalia; Rodentia; Muridae
Gene: C9orf72
Product: C9orf72-SMCR8 complex subunit
Exons: 11
Coding region: 158-1603 (481 amino acids)
Biological process (GO): autophagy; endocytosis
Cellular component (GO): autophagosome; endosome
Molecular function (GO): guanyl-nucleotide exchange factor activity
Source: RefSeq, a predicted model, not a curated record